Molecule: messenger RNA, 3780 nt
Organism: Gasterosteus aculeatus aculeatus (three-spined stickleback)
Lineage: Eukaryota; Metazoa; Chordata; Actinopteri; Perciformes; Gasterosteidae
Source: RefSeq, a predicted model, not a curated record
GGCGAUCUCCCCAUAUACCCCGUGAUAUCCAAAACAACAUAACAGUGGGGGAAACAUGGCGAGCGGAGAGGAGGCAAGAAGACGCCCCUCGGUUACCUCCUCCUCGGUCGGCCUGGAGUCUCUGUUCCCCGCAGGUUCAUCGGAGCGGGUCUGCGGGGACGAGGACCCGGAGCUCGUCCGUCUGCGGGAGCUUCUCCAGGGUUGGCUUUCGCAGUACGAGUCCCUGCUGCUAUGGCUGCAGAGGCUGCUGGUCUGGGAGAGGCCGUUGUACAGCAUCACUGUCGCCUUGACACUCAACACAUUAUUCUGGCUCCUGUCAGCCACCUGCCUGCGGCCUCUGUUCCUGCUGAGUGUGGCCCUGCUGGGAGUGAUGCUGCUGGAGAGGUGGAAGCCCACGUUGCCCAUCAUUACCAUUCAACACGCCGAGGCUCCCCCUGAACAACGUGACACAUUGAGCGGGGAGCAGCGACUCCUCAGUGUUCCUGAGCUCAGCCACCACCUGGCGGAAAGCUACCUGACCUACUGCCUGUACCUGCAGGAGACGCUGCAGUACAAACGGCAGAACCAUGGAAAGUUCUGUCUGAUGAUGUGCAGUGGCUGUUUCGUUCUUGCUGUGGUUGGGCAUUAUGUACCUGGGAUCAUGAUCUCCUAUAUUAUUGUGCUGAGCGUGCUGUUGUGGCCGCUGGUGGUGUACCACGAACUGAUCCAGAGGAUGUACACGGGCCUGGAGCCGAUCCUGAUGAAACUGGACUACAGCAUGAAGGGGGAGACCGAGCACCGCAAACACGACAAGAGAAAGGUGAAAAAGGAAGGGGAGGAGGGCGACGAGCCGAGGGCCGAAACUGAGAGUGAGAGUGAGGAGGAGCUGUCCUGUUUCGCCACGACGGUGGACGCAAAGACCACAGCUCUGGCGAUGGCCAUCACAGACUCUGAGCUGUCGGAUGAAGAGGCAUCGAUCCUGGAGAGUGGAGGGUUCUCUGUGUCCAGGGCCACCACUCCUCAACUCACCGACGUCUCCGAAGGUGAACCUGGGACCAGCGGAGUUUUGCAGAGCGAGGCGGAGGAGACCUACUUGCGGGACCUCCCCGAGUUCCCCUCGGUGGAGGAGUUCCCAUCCAUCGAGCACAACCUGCUCCACUUCCCCCUGCGGGCCCCCGGCCAGGGCGACGCCGCCGCCCCGGCCACGGCUCAAUCCGACAGGGAGCCACUGAGCCCCGCCAGCCUCCUCAUUCAGCACCUGGCGUCCCCGCUCCACUUUGUGAACACGCACUUCAACGGACACGGACAACCACCCGGGAGCAAGGAGGGCGGGCUGCCCGUGCCGUGUGCAGAGGGGGACGCGGGAGCGCAGGAGGGGGAGGAGACCGCGGUAACCGAGGGAGCACAACAGUCCUUGGAGGCCCUGAGCGAGGAGAUCGUGAGCACAGCCAUCUCCACUGUGGUGCGGAACACUCUGUCGGCGCUGCUGCGCUCCAGCGAGGACCCCUCCAUGGCCGAGUUCCUUCCCGCCGAAGCCCCAGCGGGCGCUCUGGAGACCUCCACCGCGCAAGGAGCGCGGGGAACAGACGAGGACCCGGAUGAUGAGGUGGUCACGACAGGAAGCGGCACCGGCGAGGACCUGCCCGACGACACGCUGGUUCCCACCGAGGAAGAAGACUUUGAGCUGCUGGACCAGAGUGAACUGGAUCAGUUUGAUGAGGGGAUGGACACUGAGAGGCAGGCGGUGGGAGCAACCUCAGGAGCCCCAGAGAAACCUCUGUCUCCUCAGCAUCAACCACAGUCAUAGCUUCCCACCCGCCCUCCUUUGCCUCCCUCCCGGUCCCAAGCGUUUUUAUUUGUACGUUAGCACUACAUUAUGUCCACCCUUCUAAAUAUAUAUAUAUAUAUAUAUAUAUAUAUAUAUAACAUUUAUCAGAGUUUGGCCUUUAACGCAGUUGGUUGCUGAUUAGGCGGCAUAUGGUUGAAAGUACGUUGGGUGUUCUGUUUAAAUCAGCCCUUAUUUACAGGGCACACAGUCCGUUCAGCCUCAGUACCACUUGUUGAGUUUUAUUGUGACCGGCCUCCUCGUCUCCAGUUCAAUGAGAGCAGGUUUUCGGGCAAAGCUGGCCCAGGUUAACGGUUACAAAGGGUUAGCAAAGCAUCUUAUAUAUUGAUUUUGCUUGAUCAUCUAACAUUGAUAUUUGCUUGAUAAAUCCACAGCCACAUUUCUUGCGGUGCAGUGAAACCCGGUCCGUUUAUUUUCCAACUUGGCUCAGAGCUUCCAGAACACUUCCACCGUGUGUUUCUUCAGAUGUUUGUGUAGAUGGUGUUAUGAAGAGUUUAAAUGUGGGAUAAUAUAACUUAAUAUAUGCUGUAAAUUAUUUAAUUUAAAUGUCAUUUGAUGAAACUUUACUCUUAAAUUGAGGGAUAGUUUAAAAGCUCCAUUGAAUCCCCUUAGUUGCCCGUGAUGAUUGUAUGACCAUUAUGACACCGUGAACGUCCGGGUUUAAAAUGUAGUUUGCGUAUUUCUUGAGUUCCACUUAGUCAAACAAUAGCCUUUUCCUUCACUUUGUCCUCAGUCUCAAGUUAGUUUUAACAAAGUCCGUCGUGGUUUUUCACUUGUUGCCUGGCAAUGGAAACUAAAUCUUUGACGUUGUUGGAUGUCGACAGGUAGGAUAUCUUUACCCGUACGCAAACGUGACUGAUGUAGCAACAAAACAAAAAAUCUUCCUGAAUUUUCUGUGAUUGAUGCUUCCUGGUUAUUCAUAUUUGCAGAUUUCAUCCAUAUCAUACACCCAUAUGUAAUGGAGUAUAUUGUUUAUCUACAACCGCGUUGAAAGACACAAGCACCUCUUGUAUGAUUGGCCCGUCUAUACCUUUUGGUUGCUUGUAUAGUCAUCACUGGUGUAUGUAUAUUUAACAAAUAACAACCUUUGUGCCACGACAAGUGUAUGCAUGGAUCACAUGAUCAAUUUGCAAGAGUGUUACGGAUUUUGUUUUGAUUUUUGGAAGAACCUAAUUCUUUACUAACAUGUUGUAUCUGCUGGGAAACAUUUGACCUGUCAAAAAGGAAAUCUAGCACCAGGCUUGAUGGUACAAAGAGGCUGAUUUUUGCCUUUUGUGAACCACUCGGCAUCCGAAUCUCAGGGGUGGGUUGUACACAUUGAAUAUAACGUUACAGAACGUCUCCAUUUCCCAACUUGUCGUAGUGCACUGCGUUCGUACAAACCUUUCCUUUUUUCAGUCCACGCCUCCUCGUGUAUAGUGUAGAAAUGCAAAAAAAAAAGUGUAUUCUGCAUGUAAAAACAGCACUCUAUUCAAGUUCUCCUUGUCUAUCUGACAAAGUACUGCACAAUUUGUGAGAAAAGAAAGAUAAUCUAUUUGAAUGUUUCAGGUUAAACCAGCCCAUUGAAUUCAGUUUGUUAAAUAUUUAAUUACCAAUAAGGGGAAGAAAAGUUUUGAAGUCUUUAUUUUCAAGACUGCCCAACUGUAAAUGCAAGUGGGUGGAUAAUAACAUCUGAUUUAGAGAGAUAUUAACAGAUUAGUUUGUGUACAGUACCAGUGUGUUUUAUGCUACAAGUAUCGCUUAUUCAACUGUAAAAAAAUGCACUUCCUGAACUGUACAAUUUUAAAAGGAAUAUAUUUUCUAAUUUCUCCUUUUUCCAUAAAGUACUCAGUUUGAUCUUUUACAUCUAAAACCAUAACUGCUUAUGGAAGAGUUUUACAAAGCGAAAAAGAUUUAUUGUCAUUAAAGUUUGACACAUCUGAAAGUGAGAGAAUAAAAGAACAAACUGAAACAAA